UCAUUACAUAAAUGUUCUUCAGACGUGACUUACCUGGCGGUAAGAGACUUUUUCCCUCACUGGCACCACAUAAGCCGUGACGACUGACGAGGGAUGUCACUUGCUGAGUAAAAGCAGCUGUAGUGCCUCUUGUAAAAAAUCGUACACGCUGUAGUGCCAUGUAUUCGUGUGGCUGAAUUUUACGUGCGUUACACCUUUCUGUAGUACAAACCACUUCGCGUCCCAGCAUAAGGGAGUACUUUGUGUCUCCUGCCUGUGUACCACCACCCUCACGCUCCACCCACAGAGCUGAUCCACUAUCUCUGAGAUGGACACCUUACGCUUCGCUGUAGAAGACGACGACGACCUUUACUCUGGGUUCGACACGGUGCACCCGGCACUUGACACACGCCAUCUACAGAGUGACCCAGGCUUUCAGGAGGCUGUCCGCACUAGCCAUGGCCGCCGUCCCCCGACACAGAGCCGCACACCAGGCACAGCCAUGCGGCUGACAGGUGCUGGCCCUCGUCUUGGAACAGUUCAACAGGGACCUGGAACGGGUGGUUCCAGUGAUGGGUUACGAAGACCCAUGACUAGCAUGCGAGGCACUGGCUACACCUCCCAAGGAAGUGCCUUUGAUCCUCUCAACCAGGCCAGCAAAGGCCCAGCUCCUCCACUCAUUUCUAAAACUGAGGAAAGCCCUGAAGAGAAAAUCAAAUCCCUGGAACGAAGGGUGAUGGGACUCAUUGAAGAAUCAUGCUUAGCAGCCUCACGUGGGGAGAUAAGGCUGGCUCUUGAUCGAGCCAAGGAAGCUUCCAGCAAGGAGCGUUCUCUUAUCAGACAGCGGGAGCAGGCAGGCCUGUCUGAUGGCCACAACCUAGAUCUUACUUUCUCAGUCCUCUUCAACUUAGCAAACCAGUAUGCUGCUAAUGACAUGUACACUGAGGCCCUCAACACUUACCAAGUCAUCACAAAAGAUCGCAUGUUUAACAACUCAGGUCGACUGCGAGUCAACAUGGGCAACAUCCACUACAAGAUGGGGCAGUACAGCAAGGCCAUUAAGUUUUACCGAAUGGCACUUGACCAGGUUCCCAACACUCACAAGAGCAUGAGGAUCAAAAUAAUGCACAAUAUUGGCUUGGUGUUUGUGCGCAUGGGGCAGUACUCUGAGGCUUGUACAAGCUUUGAGUACAUCAUGCAAGAAGAGGCCAACUUUAAAACAGGCCUGGACUUGGUUACAGCUUAUUAUGCUCUUGGAGACAAAGAAAGAAUGAAAAAGGGAUUUCUGCGCUUGCUGGAAUGUCAGCUGGAUAUUGAUGAUGAUGAGAAAUACACAGCAACAUCAGAUGAUACACAAGCUAACCUUAUUUUGGAAGUGAUCCGCAAUGAUCCUCUGCGAAAGAUGGAGCGGCAGAUGAAGCAAGAAGCAGAGCGUUCCAUACUGACUGCUGCCAAGCUAAUCUCCCCUGUGAUUGAGAGCACAUUCAGUGCUGGCUACAACUGGUGUGUCGAUGCAAUCAAAAACUCCCAGUAUGCUGACCUGGCCAAUGACUUGGAGAUCAAUAAAGCUGUCAUGUACCUGAGGCAGAAAAAUUUCAAGGAUGCAGUUGAGACUUUAAAGAUGUUUGAGAAGAAGGAGACCAAAGUAGCUAGUACAGCAGCAACUAAUCUUUCUUUCCUCUAUUUCCUGCAAAAUGAAACAGACUUGGCAGACAACUAUGCCCAGAUGGCACGAGAUGCUAAUGGUUACAAUGAUGCUGCCCUUGUGAACCUUGGAAAUUGCUGCUAUAAACGAGAAGAUUAUGAGAAGGCCCGAGAACACUAUAUUGCCGCCUUAGAUAUUGACGCCUCCUGUGUAGAAGCUUUAUAUAAUCUCGGAUUAACUAACAAGAAAUUAGGUAAUUAUGAAGAGGCCUUAGAUUCUCUCCUGAAGAUGCAUGCUAUUGUGCGUAACUACCCUCCUGUUGUGUACCAGAUUGCCCAUCUCUACCAGCUGCUGCUGGACAAUGACCAGGCCUCUGAAUGGUACCUGCAGCUGCUGGGGCUGGUGCCCACUGACCCACACAUUCAUCAGCGCCUGGGCCAGAUCUUUGACUCAGAGGGAGACAAGCAGCAAGCUUACCAAUAUUAUUUUGAUUCGUAUCGCUACUUCCCAAGCAACUUGGAGGUCAUAGAUUGGCUGGGUUCAUACUUUAUUGAGCACCAGGUGGCAGAGAAGGCUAUCAGUUACUUUGAGCGAGCAGCACUCAUGCAGCCAGAUGAACCAAAGUGGCAACUUAUGGUUGCUGCUUGUCACCGCCGUUCGGGGAACUACCAGCAGGCACUUCAGACAUACAAGCAGAUCAAUCGACGGUUUCCUGAGAAUGUUGAAUGUCUCAAACUACUCAUAAGACUGAGUAGCGACCUGGGUCUCAAGGAGGCCACAGAAUAUGCUCUGGAACUGAAGAAAGUAGAAAGAGUCCAGGAGCAGAGAGACAUAAGGGCCACUAGUGGGUCACGGCCAGGAUCACGCAGAUCCUCCUCUCGUGCCUCUCGCAGCGGCUCGGCUAUCUCGAGUCAUGAGGAGGCAGGGGUUUUACCUCCAAAAAGCCCAGGCAGCAGACCAAGUGCAAAAAGUGCCCGCAGCAUUCCUGGCUCUGCACUCAGUGGUGGAAGGUCAACUCGCCUCUCUCUUAAUGACCUGGAUGAGACUGAACCUUACAUUCCAUCCAACAAAGAAGUUGACAGCAGCUAUGUUGACCCUCUUGGACCACUUCAAGAGCGGCCAAAGACGAGCCUUCGCCGCAAACAAGAUGAGGAUGAAUUUGCUGAUGAUGACAUUGGAGAUGAUCUUUUACCUGAGUAACUCUUUUUCUAAAGAGGAUGAAAAUGUACCUGUCUUUGUGACCAUAAAAUCAAUCCAGGAGACUGUUAUAUAUUUAUAUUUUUCAGAGAUAUUUUUAUCUAUUGAAAGGCCAUGCACAGUUUCAGUCAGAACUUGCCUAGGAUAAGUUGUCAUAUAAUCUGACUCUUGUUUUGCUAUAAACAACAACUUUCUCAAGCCAAAAAUACCUGGUGCUAGGCUUAAAAUAUUGAGGUAAUGUACCUGAGUGAUUAGACUUGGUUGACCCAUACAUUAAUUAUCAUGCAUGGAACAAUACUAUUAAUAAUUAUAAAAACUUAUUCUCACUGUCGGCAAAAUCACACACACACACACACACACACACACACACACACACACACACACACACACACACACACACACACACACACACACACACACACACACACACACACACUAGAAGUACACACAUGAAUUUCAGGAUGCUAUGUUUAUUUUCUAGAUCUGAUCUAAACUAUAGUGGCUUACAAAAUAAUGCUUGAAUGGAGUCUUUAGAAUUUUAACAUUGAAUCCCACUGUAUACUGUAUCAUGAAUGUGGACUAUUAUUCUAUCAUCUGUAUCUCAAGAAAUACAUAUUUAUCAACCCAAGUUUA
Molecule: messenger RNA, 3454 nt
Organism: Scylla paramamosain (green mud crab)
Lineage: Eukaryota; Metazoa; Arthropoda; Malacostraca; Decapoda; Portunidae
Gene: nompB
Product: intraflagellar transport protein 88 homolog
Exons: 17
Coding region: 308-2824 (838 amino acids)
Biological process (GO): non-motile cilium assembly; intraciliary transport
Cellular component (GO): non-motile cilium; centriole; ciliary basal body
Molecular function (GO): kinesin binding
Source: RefSeq, a predicted model, not a curated record